AUGGGCCGUCGUAGCUCUAAUAAACAACGAAAAUCCCAAGCUGAAGAAUCCUCACCAACAUCAUCUGCACCAGUAGCAGAAAAUCAUCCCAAGCGAAUAUUUCUAUAUCUACAGCCAAAAUCAAUAUUCUAUCCCCUGGAUGAGGAACCGGGAGACCAAACAAAUAAUGUCACAUCUGUAGAAAUCGAAUUGCAACAUCAAUACAAUACCAUAACCAAACUAGCCGAUCAUUAUACCACGGAUAAUAUAAUUCAUUUAGAAGAAUUCUCUUCGGGAGAAAGACCCACAUUUAGUAUAACCCUCAAUCAGGAUGACAUCGAUGAUGUAAAUAAUUGUUUCCUAACUCUAAACCUUUAUGUGAAUUUAUCCCGACCAUUUUGGCCAGAUGUGAGCGGUGUGGAGGACGAAGAAGAAGAUUCUAUUGGUGAUAGUGUUCGAAAAACGGAUAAUCUAGCUUUUGAGAAAUUAUCUAUGGAAGGUGAAGCUGAAGUAAGUGAUGACUUGAUUAUUAUAGAACGUCGGGCCGUGGCCCAGGGAUAUAUUGACCUCUUGGAUUUCUUUUGUAAAACGCGGGUACGUUCUAUGACUACUGUAUUUCUAUAUCCUUUAACCACAUCCAAUCAUCGUUUAACCUGUAAAAUUGAAUGGGAAAUCUAUUCCCUACAUCCUCUCGUAAAAGAUAUGAACUUCGCUAAUGUUCUCUUCCUAACCUUUGCUUCGAUUUACAAUAUUGAAGAGGAUCUCCUUGACAAUUCAUGUGAAGAUUUAAUUGCCAAGCUUUCCAUGGUUGCAAAUAUGCCCAAUGAAAAUGGGGACUUGGAAAAAAUACCCCUUUGCAGUUUUCGCGCCUUUUCCAAACAGCUGAUUAGCGAUCAAGUGCUUGAUAUAAAAUGGGAGAAUCUGAAAAAUUCUCAAUUUCAAAAUGAACAAACUAUGACCAUAAUGAGCGGAAUGAAAGUGAAUCCGCAAACAUUAUUUUAUGAUCUUUUGAAAAAUGAAAAUUCCGAUAUUAAUUUGGAGGAUAUUGAUGGAGGCAACGAUUCGGCAUGGAUUUGUAAUUCUAUGUUUCGUUAUGUACUCUCGGAUGAUAUGGAAAGGCAAUUGGAGGAUAUUUUAGCUUUUAAUAGCUAUAAUCUGCUGGUGGAGUUUCUGAGGGAAGGAGAGCCGGAUGUGAUAGUGUUGCAGGGUACCAUGCCAUUAUCGGUUUUCAUGUAUCCUCAGGUCCACAGUUGCACCUUUGCCAUUGAAAUGAGACCACCUGGCUAUAGAAAACCCAUCCUUCCAAUACCCAAAGAUCCAAUCCCCAAGAAAUCCACUAAAAAAGGAAAACGUAGAGAUUCCCAAUCAACAACGGAGACCUCCAGGCGAUCAACACUUCAAUCCCAAUCCAAUACUAAAGAAAAAGUUCCCUUUGCCAUAAUGAAAAUAUAUCUUCAGAAACCCAUUACACAACCAAUAGAAAAUAUGACACAUAUUCCCAAGUCAGAAAUAAAAUGUUCCGAAUUUAUACGAUGUCCAAAGAAAAUCGGUAUUCACGAAAUUACCAAGGAAACUAUAAAAACCAUUCGUGAAGAAGCCUAUCGUAAUUUUGAUGAUACAAUUCUGGAAAUGGCUGACUACGUUCUAAGGCAUAACAUCCGAACCAUGCAGGAUGAUAGGCAGUUCUAUAAUUCGCAACUGAGUAAUCUUAGUAAUAAGAUUCUACGUCUAGUGGCAUGUGAUUUUAAUAGGCGUGUACCGACCCACAAUAAUAUUGAAUUUUCGAACCUUAUGACUAUGGUCUAUCAGGAACUUUCACAACGCAUAUAUGGCAUCAUUAUGGAAUGUAGUCCGAAGGGUUCGGACAAGUGUCUUUAUACCGCGGAGGAAAUUCAAAAUGAUUUGACUUUCCAACUCAAUAUUUGUAAAUAUUUAUAUGAGGUUGGAAAUUCCGAAUUUUCAGAAUAUUUAAAGGAAAAACUGCUGGAAAAAUAUGAGGGCAAUCCAAUGUUGAAUUUCUAUCUUUUUCUGUGGAAUAUUGAGAAUCAAAAUUUCAUAGCGGCUCAGGAAUAUUUAAAAAGGCCAUUGAAAGAGAAAUAUAUUGGAGGGGAAUAUUUUAGCCCCAUUAUCGAAUUAUAUAUAACCUAUAAACAAACUCCCGAUGAUUUUGAAACACCUACCACCGCCCUCGAGAAUCUCAUCUACAACCUAUCCCAAUACUGUGAAAAUAAUCCCCAAAAUAUUUCCUCCUGGAUUCUACUCUAUUGCCUCUAUAAGCAAACAAAAUAUUUACCUGGCAUCGAAUAUUGCCGUUGGAAAUAUGAAAAUCUUUGUCAUCUGGAAUUCCCAAAUAUUCCACCAAUACCAACGUCACGUUGGGACAUGUAUUUACCAUAUGAAAUUGAUUUUAAAUCGGCCAAAGCUCAACAUUUCUAUAAAGUUGUAAAAUUAUUUACCCAACUGGGUCUAUAUCAAUUUGCCGAAUGGGUAUUCAAUGAAAUAGCCGCGGAAGCAUUGGAAUUUGAGCAAUAUAUGAUGGCCGGCAAUUUUAAUAUAUUCUUAAAUCGAUUUGAAAAGAAAUUCAAUGUGAGAAAUUUCCCCGUCGAAAAGUAUUUGAAUCCGGAGUAUUUGCGCGGAACGCUGUCUCAAGUAAAUGGAAAUAUCGAAUAUUAUCGCAAUGGUUCCACAGACAUGGCUAUGAAAUAUUAUGCGCAAAUUUCCGAAAUAAAGGUUCUGAAUUACGCAGCAUAUAAUUUAGGUAUUAUACGCUAUGCGUAUUAUCUGAUGAGAGAAAAGGAUUUCGAAAAAGCCAAAGACGUAUUUUCGCUAUGCUGCCAGAAUACCGAAGAAAUCGGGAAUUGUAUAAUAGCCCACAUUGGAAAGGCAAAGGCAUGCUAUCAAUUGGGAGACCUCAACGAAGCUGAAAUGGCCUUUGCGAAUAGUACCCGCUAUGGAUUAUAUUUACCAAAUGUAUGGGCCUAUAUGGCCCUGAUUAAUUUAAAACAAAAUGCCAAUUACCAAGCAUUGGAAUGUUGGAAAUAUGCUCACCUAGAUUCGCAAACAAAAAUUCACUCUGAAAUAAUCAAUGAAUUGGAGAAAAUAGAUUACAAAGAUGUUAACCUCUAUAUCGAUAUACCCGAAUUGAAAUCUUAA
This is a messenger RNA of Musca vetustissima, 3132 nucleotides long. RefSeq lists its product as uncharacterized. Bases 1 to 3132 code for a protein of 1043 amino acids. Lineage: Eukaryota; Metazoa; Arthropoda; Insecta; Diptera; Muscidae. Gene Ontology annotation, molecular function: protein binding. Gene Ontology annotation, biological process: cilium assembly; cilium movement. Gene Ontology annotation, cellular component: extracellular exosome; motile cilium. The record is from RefSeq and is a predicted model, not a curated record. The transcript has 6 exons.